UGAACGCAUGUGAGGACAUGAUAACCUAGAGCCGAGCAUAUUCGCGGGCCAGGGGCAUAAAAUCGUGGCCUCAAGCAUGCGGUCAAAGUUUCAUAAAAACGGUUGGUACCACCAUUUGUGUGAAGUGCUCUGCAAUCGCUUUCCGCAAAUACAUCCACGCAACCCCGGUAGGUGCACAGUUCGAAACGCAAGCAAGAAAAAGAAGUAGUUGUUCGAUGAGAGUUGCAAGUAACUAAUCGCAGAAUAUUAUAGAAAGCCAUGGAUUCGUUGGCGAAAUCUCCCUGUCUUCCCAAGAUGUCUGCAAUGGCAUGUUUCCUGGUGCUUCAGGCAGUAAUUUUGAUCUCUAAUACAAAUGGAGAUUCACUACACUCACAAAUAAAAGCCUCAAUUUCUUCUACCUCGGUGAAUCACAGUAAAGAUUAUUGUGCCAUGUAUGACAUUUGUGGAAAACGUGAAGAUGGAAAAGUUCUAAACUGCCCAUAUUCAGUACCUGCUGUGCAGCCCAGUAAGUUACUAUCUGCGAAGAUUCAAAGUCUCUGCCCAACUAUUACUGGAAACAUUUGUUGCACAGCUGAUCAGUUUGACAUUUUACGUGGACAAGUUCAGCAGGCUAUUCCCUUUCUGGUCGGUUGUCCUGCUUGCCUACGAAAUUUUCUGAAUCUUUUUUGUGAGCUCUCUUGUUCACCAAAUCAAAGUCUUUUUAUCAACGUGACAUCCACUUCUCAGGAAAGUGAUAAUUCAACUGUUGCUGGCAUUACUUUUUAUGUAUCGGAUACUUUUGGCGAGGAGCUAUAUAACUCUUGCAAAGAUGUCAAGUUUGGGUCAAUGAAUACUAGAGCAAUUGACUUUGUAGGAGCUGGUGCAAGGGAUUAUAAAGAAUGGUUUGCAUUCAUUGGCACAAAAGCAGGACUUAAUGAACCAGGCUCGCCAUAUUCAAUUGAUUUCAGAACAACAGUUCCAUUAUCUUCUCCCAUGGAACCGAUGAAUGUAAGUGUUUUUUCAUGUGGAGAUACAUCACUGGGAUGUUCUUGUGGAGAUUGCCCCUCCUCAAGCAUCUGUUCUGACUCAUUGCCUCCUACGCCACAUGAGAAAGAUUCCUGCUCCCUUCAUCUAGGUUCUCUUAAGGUGAAAUGUGUAGAUUUUACAGUGGCCAUUGUGUACAUUGUACUUGUUUCUGUAAUAUUUGGCUGGGGUUUCUUAAGCAGAACUCCAACAUCAAACAGGCCAACAUUGAAGCCCCUUUUGCACACUGAGGAAGAAAGUGAAGAUCGUUCUGUAAAUAAAAAUGAACAUGUAACACUUGCUGUACAAGGGCGUGAAGGGGUUCCUAUGUUAAAAAGGGGAAUCCGAUUGCCAUUCAUCCAAGCUUACAUAUCAAAAUUCUAUAGGAGGCAUGGAAUUUUCGUUGCUAGACAUCCAAGCCUUGUGUUGCUGGUGUCAGUUGGAAUUGUUCUUCUAUUAUGCAUUGGGUUGAUCCGCUUGAAAGUUGAGACGAGGCCUGAAAAGCUUUGGGUUGGUCCUGGAAGUAAGGCAGCGGAAGAGAAGAAGUUCUUUGACACUCACCUGGCUCCCUUUUAUAGAAUAGAGCAGCUGAUCUUGGCAACUAUUCCUCGUUCAAAGCACGAAGCAGCUCCAAGUAUUGUGACAGAUAAGAAUAUCCAGUUACUGUUUGAAAUUCAAAAAAAGGUUGACAAAAUUCGUGGAAACUUUUCUGGAACAUUUGUAUCUCUAAAAGAUAUUUGUUUGAAGCCCCUGGGUUCUGACUGUGCCACUGAGACUGUUUUACAAUACUUCAAAAUGAGGACAGAUUUGUUUGAUCAGUAUGGGGGUGCAUCACAUGCAAAGUUCUGCUUUGAGCAUUACACAUCGUCAGAACCAUGUUUGAGUGCAUACCAAGCUCCAGUCGAUCCAAGCACAAUAUUAGGGGGUUAUACAGGAAAUAACUAUUCACAGGCGACUGCAUUUGUGAUCACAUACCCUGUGAAUAAUGCCGUUGAUGAGACAGGUCAUGAAAAUGAUAAAGCUGUAGCCUGGGAGAAGUCAUUCAUUCAUUUAGCUAAGGAAGAGCUUAAACCUAUGGUAGCAUUACAUAAUCUGACUCUUGCAUUCUCAGCAGAAAGUUCUAUUCAAGAGGAACUUAAGAGAGAGAGUACUGCUGAUAUCAUAACUAUACUGAUCAGCUACAUUGUCAUGUUUGCAUACAUAUCUUUGACACUUGGUGAUAUUUCACCACAUAUAUCACCUCUCUAUGUUUCCUCAAAGGUACUACUCGGUUUGUCAGGGGUUCUUGUCGUGGUCCUUUCAGUUCUUGGAUCCAUUGGGCUAUUUAGUGCAGUUGGUGUGAAAUCAACUCUAAUUAUUGCUGAAGUCAUCCCAUUUCUAGUAUUGGCGGUGGGAGUUGACAAUAUGUGCAUAUUAGUUCAUGCAUUAAAACGACAAUCUAUAGAAUUACCGUUAGAGGAACGGGUGGGCAAUGCACUUUCUGAAGUUGGCCCUUCCAUAACCCUUGCGAGCCUUUCUGAGGUUUUGGCAUUUGCAGUUGGAAGUUUCAUCCCUAUGCCUGCAUGUAGAGUGUUCUCAAUGUUUGCAGCACUUGCUGUGUUCCUAGAUUUUUUACUACAAGUGACUGCUUUUGUUGCACUUAUGACAUUUGAUUUCAUAAGAAAAGAAGAAAACCGAGUUGAUUGCUUUCCCUGCAUAACAGCACGCUCAUCAGGAACUGGGCUUGAACAUGGUAACCUGGCUGGAAGGCGCCAAGAACCUGGUUGUUUGGUACGCUAUAUGAAGGAUAUUCAUGGACCUAUUUUGAGCAAGCCUGCAGUGAAAGUCAUAGUCCUUGUGGUAUUCAGUGGAAUGGUCUUUGCAAGCAUUGCUUUAAGUACUAGACUUCAACCAGGAUUGGAGCAACAAGUGGUCCUUCCACGAGACUCUUAUCUUCAGGGUUAUUUUAGUAACAUAUCCGAGUACCUUCGAGUUGGGCCUCCAGUUUACUUUGUUGUAAAGAACUACAAUUACAGUUUGGAAUCAAAUGAUACAAAUUUGCUAUGUUCUAUCAGUCAAUGUGAAUCAAAUUCCCUCUUAAAUGAGAUAUCAAGAGCUGCUAUAACGCCAGAUUCCAGCUACAUUGCAAGUCCUGCUGCAUCUUGGCUGGAUGAUUUUCUGGUAUGGCUAUCGCCAGAAGCUUUUGGAUGCUGUAGAAAAUUUCCCAAUGCUACAUAUUGUCCUCCUGAUGAUCAGCCACCCUGCUGUGCGGAAGGAGAUGAUUACUGUGGUGUAAGUGAGACUUGCAAGGACUGCACAACGUGCUUCUUACAUUCAGAUCUGACUGGAAACCGGCCAUCAACAACACAAUUUAGAGAGAAACUACCAUGGUUUCUUAAUUCAUUGCCAUCUGCAGAUUGUGCGAAAGGGGGUCAUGGUGCUUAUACUAAUAGUGUUGAUCUUGAAGGCUACGAUAGUGGAAUAAUUCGAGCAUCAGAAUUCCGUACAUAUCAUACACCUUUGAACAAACAGAAUGACUUUGUUAAUGCAAUGAGAGCUGCACGGGACUUUGCUGCAAGAGUUUCAGAUUCUUUGAAGAUUUCAGUUUUCCCAUAUUCGGUAUUCUACAUUUUCUUCGAACAGUACCUGGAUAUCUGGAAAACAACAUUGAUUAACCUCUCUCUUGCACUUGGAGCUGUAUUUAUCGUUUGCCUUGUUAUUACAUGCAGUUUAUGGGCUUCAGCAAUGAUUUUGCUUGUAUUGGCAAUGAUUAUAUUGGAUAUCAUGGGAGUAAUGUCACUUCUGAGCAUUCAGUUGAAUGCAAUCUCUGUUGUAAAUCUUGUAAUGUCAGUUGGCAUUGCGGUUGAGUUCUGUGUUCACAUUACUCAUGCAUUUUCUGUGAGUGAGGGAAGUAGGUCACAGCGUGCACAAGAGGCACUCACAACCAUGGGAGCAUCCAUUUUCAGUGGAAUAACAAUUACAAAAUUUGUGGGGGUGCUUGUAUUAUACUUUGCACGAUCGGAAAUAUUUGAGGUGUACUAUUUCCGCAUGUACCUUGCCCUUGUGAUACUUGGGUUCUUACAUGGUCUUAUUUUUCUUCCAGUACUGCUAAGUUUGUGUGGCCCUCCCUCCAUCAAGUCUUUGUUGAAUAGUGACGAGCAGAAUGACACCACUACAUCAAAUUCAACUGAGCAGAAUUCAGAAACAUAUAAAGUCGAAAAUGGGCGGCAUUCAGAUUCAUAGAUUUCUUGAAUAAUUCUUUGUAAGCUAUAAUAUAAAGAAAUCCCUUACGCUGUUCAUAAGAUCAUUUACACAUAUAGGAAUCCACAAGUUAAAUGUUAUGUUAAAUCUCUUGAUACUGUAAGAAAAUAUUAGCAGCGAUGUUUAUUGUAGACCAAGAUGUAGCCAAGGAUGAGCAUAAAGAAGUAAAUAUUUUCUCAAGUAUUUUCUUUUUUUCUGUAAGAAGCCUCAGAUGAGCAAUUUUCUCAAGUAUUUUCUCAACAUGCUUUUGUAGUGAACUUGACUCGAGCUGCUUGUAACACUGAUGUACUUAUUCCAGGUUGCCUUUUAUAACUUGUGCUCUUUAUUGUAGAUUUAUACAACCUUCCAGGGCAAUUUUUCUUUUUUUC
This is a messenger RNA of Cryptomeria japonica (Japanese cedar), 4610 nucleotides long. RefSeq lists its product as uncharacterized. Gene Ontology annotation, molecular function: lipid carrier activity. The record is from RefSeq and is a predicted model, not a curated record. NCBI's taxonomy places the organism in Eukaryota, Viridiplantae, Streptophyta, Pinopsida, Cupressales, Cupressaceae. The coding region runs from base 259 to 4224 and encodes 1321 amino acids. The transcript is spliced from 40 exons. Gene Ontology annotation, cellular component: membrane.